Molecule: messenger RNA, 786 nt
Organism: Vicia villosa (hairy vetch)
Lineage: Eukaryota; Viridiplantae; Streptophyta; Magnoliopsida; Fabales; Fabaceae
Exons: 1
Coding region: 1-786 (261 amino acids)
Biological process (GO): base-excision repair
Cellular component (GO): nucleus
Molecular function (GO): double-stranded DNA 3'-5' DNA exonuclease activity; DNA-(apurinic or apyrimidinic site) endonuclease activity; phosphoric diester hydrolase activity
Source: RefSeq, a predicted model, not a curated record
AUGAAUUUAGUGACAUUCAAUGUCAGAGGGUGUGGGAAUUUUGUUAAGAGAAGCCGAAUUCGCCAGUUGUUGCUUAGAGGGAAGACGAAGAUGUGCUUUAUUCAGGAAACAAAGCUGGAAAACAUGAAGGAGGAGUUAGUGAGAUCUAUGUGGGGGCAUUCGGCAUUUGAAUGGUCUGCCAAAGGCUCAGAAGGGAGGUCUGGUGGAAUUUCAACCAUUUGGAAGAAGGAUAUCAUAACACAUGUGUUCUCCUUCAGAGGUAAUGGUUUUCUUGGAAUUCAUGCAAUUAGGAAAGGAAAGAUUUGUUACUUUAUCAAUGUUUAUUCUCCUUGUGCUGCUUCUGCUAAAAAAGAACUAUGGCCAGAACUGUUGAAAUUAAAAGAUAGCUUUGCUGAAGGAGAAUGGAUUGUGGGGGGAGAUUUUAUUGCUGUAAAAGCAGAAGUAGAAAGGAGAGGCAGAAAUACAGGGGUGAGGUUGGAUGAAAUGGUAGAAUUUGGUGACUUCAUAGAACUCAUGAAUUUGGUUGAUGUACCGGUAAUUGGUAGCAUACACACAUGGAUAAAUCCUGGAGGGACUGCAAGUAGUCGUCUGGACAUAUUUCUUCUUUCAGAAGGAAUUAUUCAAGAUUGGAACAUCGUCGCACAAGUAACAGGGGAUAGAGACAUUUCUGACCACAGGCCUGUGUGGAUUAAGGCUAGCAAUUUAGACUGGGGCCCCAAACCAUUCAAAGUCUUCAAUUCGUGGUUCCAACAUAAGGAUUUCCUCAAGUUUGUCAAAGAAGCUUGA